Molecule: messenger RNA, 537 nt
Organism: Trichomonas vaginalis G3
Lineage: Eukaryota; Parabasalia; Trichomonadida; Trichomonadidae
Exons: 1
Coding region: 1-537 (178 amino acids)
Source: RefSeq, a predicted model, not a curated record
AUGGAAAUUGAGCAACUAAAUAAGCUGUUUUCAGAGUCAAAUGGUAUUGAAGAAGUAGCGCAUAGAUUAACGCCAGAGUUAUUUGUCGAUAUAAUCAGAGAUUUUGAUUCUUUCCCAUCAAAAAUCCAAUGUUCUUAUCUUCAAACAGCAUUAUUCUUAAACGACGAACAAUUUAGUAAUAUAUCGAAUGGAUACAAGAAAAUACUUGAUAUUGCAUCCAGAUCAACUGAUCUUUGGGUUCAAAGAUUGUACGAACACUUCAAAAAUUACCCAUCACUAGAGAAAGUUGAUGAUUUUAUUAUGUUCCCUCUUGAAGCACAAAGCUAUGAUGAAUAUCAGCCAUUUAAAUUCAAAAGUGAUCCAAAACCAAUCGAAAAUCACAUUGGUCCGGAUCCAGCUUUUUCAACAGCACCUCCAAGUCAAUACAUUAAGAAACCAAUAGCUCCAGAAGUACCAGGAGUAAUGCCAAAACCAUCAUACAAACAACAAUCUCAGAAACAAAUGUCCAUCAGCGCUUUCAUUCCAAAUCAUCAUUAA